Cotesia congregata is the source of this 5961-nucleotide messenger RNA. Lineage: Eukaryota; Metazoa; Arthropoda; Insecta; Hymenoptera; Braconidae. The record is from the annotation of a GenBank genome assembly.
AUGUUGCAGGUAGCGACACGACCUUGGAGUCCAGACCAGGGAAAGACUCGGGAGAUGACAAAGUUGUGUAACCAUAAGAGGAAACUUUUGUUACCCGUUGCCGCGGCUAGUCCAGUUGCCUCUUGUACACCAGUUGUUUCGUCCUCAACGUUACCUGUGCCCGGAGCGACCGCAAUUAAUGCGCGAGCAGACUCGCCAACUUCAUCCGACAAGUCGAAAAAAGUGUCACAAUUAAUUGCACAACGCGAGCGUGCUAUUGCAGUAGCCAGCGCUACUGGAAUCCAGAGUUUACCGUCUUCUAACGGAUCUCAGCCUGGACAUCACUUUAACCAAAGGAACCAGAUGUGGGGCCAACAAACCCGUACUAAUGUGCCCUCCCAUCAGUCACCACCCGCAGCGAGCAUUCAAAACAUAACGUGCAACAGCUUGGACCGCGUUCCGCCGCUCCAUCAUCACAUUCCUCCCACGGCCGCCUGGACCGACGAAGUCGCUCGGAAAAAGGCCAAGACUAGUAAGAGUCUUGUUAAAAAGCAACGUCAUCACAUGGCCGAGAUCAGGAGCAUUGAGCAGGCCAGUCCCGGGCCAGAAGAUGAGUUUAAUGAUAAUAAACCACAGCCUAAUCAAAUUGGGUCUACUAUUAAUAGUAGCAAUACUAAUAAUAAUACUGCUACUAAUAAUAAUAAUAAUAAUAAUAAUAAUAAUAAUAAUAAUAAUAAUAGUAAUAAUAGCAGUCCUAGUUUUCUUGAUGAUCCUAGUGGAUAUCUGGCCCAGCAAACGGCUUUACUAAAUAGUACAAUAUCAAGACAAACUGGUGUUAGCAGUAGUCAAAUGAUGAUCAAUAAUAAAAUGCCAUCUCAAGUCCAUGGAAAUAAUAAUAGUAAUAGUAAUAAUAAUACUAUUAAUAAUAAUAGUAAUAACAAUUACAUACUGCAUCAAAAGCCCUCGUCAGCGACAAGUCCAACAAGCACGUCGAUUUGCAAUUCCGGGAAAAAUCACGCAACCUCGCCGAUUGUCGUACACAGUAGCAUGACACCCACGACUAUGGCCAAUGAUUCAGACACUGGUUCAUGUCACGGGUGCGUGACAAGCGCUGACACCCAGUCUUUCAUCACGGAUCAGUACAAACAGCAGCAGAUUCACCGGCAGUAUGCAUCGGUGAUGCAUACGGACCAGCGUGACGACCCAGUGACGUCCUCUACUUACGGAGACAGAUUCGCGUCGACGAACCAGCAGAUGGACUCGUGGCCCAUUCAAGGCGGGACUAUCAGCACCAGCCACGGCUCACCAGUCAGCACCAACAGUCCAGCGAACUCUGAGACUCCUGUGUCGUCGCUUUCUCAACCAGCAACCCCACAGAGUCUCAUUUCCUCCCAGCCGUCGACUCCUCACAGCUACUCUCAGCCUCCUACGCCUCACUCACACUCUCAGGCGCCGCCUCAGUCACUCACACCUGGUCAGCAGCCCUCGCAAUCCUCUGUUAUUAUAAACAUCAACACCACCAAUACUAAUCCCAAUAAUAAUAACAGCAGUAACAAUAACAGCAUAAAUCAAGAUCAAAGUCAAGCAAGUCUGUCAAUGACAUCAGCCUCGAGCACAAUAUCACCGAGUUCAUCGCCUCCCCAGGCUAUUAUUACCGGCAGCUCCUCUGCUGAGAGAGAGCUGACUACGUCACAUUCAAUCAGUCACAAGUCAAGUCAUCAGUCGCAAACCAGACAAUCGACGACACCAGAAGGGUACGCGCCCCAUCCUCAUACUAUCAAUCCAAUCCAGCGGAUUUCAAUGAUUCCCUACAGCGGAAACGCGACUGUCAUCACAACCAUGGCAAGUGGGCACACCUUCAGCUCCAACACAAUAACUUCCGUGCUGGCGGGUCGAGCCAACACCGCAACAGUCUCCAUUAACACGCCUUCCGGGAUUUCCAACAUUUUGUCCAGCAAAUCCCACAGCAGCUCGCUGUCGACUCCAACAGCAAGUAUCGUAGUUUCUUCGCACCACUCAAACUCGACGCCGAUUAUCCACAGUCAGUCUCAGACCAUGGUGUCCAAGUCACCGUUGGAGAUGGUGCAGAGUGUUGUAAGCAGCAUCCAGGUGCCUCAGCCGGUCAGCUCUUGCUCAUCAUUGCCACAUCAUCAGGAGCAGUCCAACGUCCAGGUCCACAACGUUAUCGCCUCUGGUGGAGUAUUGAAGCACUCUACAGGCUCGACGCUGCCUCCGGGGCACAUUUUCGUGUCCAGCGGCGGGCAGCUGAUCAUGGCCAGCACGGGAUCGGGGAUCAGCGGCGUGAUGGCUCCGCCUCCGCCGAAGAUAAUUUCAAACGCCAGUUCGAUGCCACCGUUGUCGGUGUCUCCGAUGGUGACUAGCGUCACCGGAGCAGUCAGCCAAGUGAUUCCCGCGGUCGGGGUCGCGCAGCAAGUCAUUGGGCAGCCAACCGUACUGGUCAACACCAUUCAGACCCCCGUACUGAUCCAACCCAGUGUGAUGACCAUGGACAGCCUCCAUGGGCAGAACGUUCAGAUUCCCCACCUGACCGUGGCGACUGGGAACGUUCUCCAGAAUGCUCAGUCGAUACUGGAAGCUAACCAAGACGUCACCCGUGCUGUUACCACCAAUCAAAACAUCGUCAACCGGCAGCCGAACCUCCUCAGCCCCGAAUCAACUGUCACCAAGAAGAAAGUGUACAAAAAGCGGAAGAAUAACUCGCAGACUGUCGCAUCUAUGCUUCAUAUUGCUUCCUCGCAGCAGAAUACUGGGAUGCUAAUGCAGAGCCAGUCGAACUUCGCUCAGCAGAACUUCCAGCAGAGUAUUGGAGGCCCGAUGCUUCAAGCGCUGACCAUUGUACCUGGCAAAGGCGGCGCUCCCGCUCAGUUGGUUAUGAAUGGUCAAACAGGUGCGACUUCCGCGCAAUUUAACACUCAACAAAUUAUAACGAACCCCCAGCCGACGCAGCAGAUCAAUCUACUGCAGCCGGUUAAUUUAUUGAACGGCGCUACGGGUAUGGUGCAAAAUUUCCCGACCAUUCAGCAAUUCAUUGUACCUGGUUUGGGCAGCAUGGUGAUGUCCGCUGACGGUACUGCUACUCUUCUGCAAGAUACCGGGAAUUUAGGCAUGCAGUUGCAGAUUCAGAAUGUCAAUGGGCAGAAUGUAUUGACGCCGAUUCAGAGUCACAGCGGAAUUUUCAGCCCAAGUCAGAGUAUUCUUGCUGCAGGACCCGCGGGGAUGGUAAUUCGCGCGCCUCAAGCUGCUGGAGGUAAACUUAUUCAGCAACACAGUCCCGGGACACAGUUUUUAUCCUCCAAUAGUGGGCAGUUUCUGGUGAAUGGCACGACGUCUUUCAGCAACCAACUGAGUCCAAUUGUCGCGAACGUGAGUCCGAAUCAGCAGAUGACUUUUAAUACCUCGCAAGUUAGGCCGUCGAAUAUUCAAGGCCAGCAGGAGUUCAUCCAGAUGAAUGGGCAGACGCUGAUGGUACCUUGUGGUACUGCCCAGAACAUCGCGGUGUCCUCGGCUUCUAAUCAGCAGAACACCACCUUCGUUCAGCAGAACACGACGAUUGUCCAGCAGCAGACGACCAUGGUCUCGAACAACCAGAUCCCGGACUUUCAGUCGGUCGCGACGAGUAAUGGCAACGUUGAGCAGUCGCUGAAUCUUGAUCAUAAUCAGUACAUUCUCAGCGCGGGAAUGAUCCAAGGAAAGUCACCGUCCUCGCCGAAGAGCACCAUCAGCUCGCCGUCCUCAGAGCAGGGUGUCGAGCAAAUUCACCAGCAGCAAUUCAGUUUGACUAGUACAAGUGGUAAUAAAAAUCACAACAAUAAUAAUCACAGCAGUGGGAGUGGUAGUGGUAGUGUUGGUAUUAUUAUUGAUCAGAAUGGCCAGCAAGGUGAUCAGCUGAGUCCCUCGAUGGUCAGGCAUUCAGUCUCCACUCAGACCGCCGGCAAUCAGGCUAACAAUGCUCAGUCGGCUAUCAUGAGACAGGGCUCUCCUCCUGAUACUACAACACACAGUCCAGGUAAUAGUCAAAGGUCCAAUAGUCCAGCUGUUGACACCACUUCCCAUGGAGCGGCUUCUCCUGCGCCCCCUAUUUCCGCGCGACAUCACUCCUCGUCGACGCCAAUGGUUCAUUGCAUCUCCAGCAGCGAGCCGGACUCGGGCGACCUCCAGAACCCGGGUGACGACUGGCGGAUCCAAGGAAUAACCACUAAAGAGCUGACGCUCAGCCAGGUCGGCCUCCAACAUGGAAAGACCUACGUCGAGUCGACAGUCACGACAGGGAUCCAGGUUGGUAAUCACCGCGUAUCACCAGUCACUCGGGGUUUUACUGUAGACUUGCACCAGCCAGCAGAUACGACACACCCCGAAAACACUUACGUUGACUCACAGGAGAACAUGGACACCUCAUCACCAAACCACUCCAAUACCACCGAUACCACAAAUAUUAAAACAACAACAACAACAACAACAACAACAACAAUAAUCACUCCCUCGGAUAGCAAUAAUAGUAAUUCGCUUUCUAACAAUCCCCAGCAUUAUCAAUCCGUUGUUCAUCCUCCGUACAAUUGUAUCGCUCCCCCCGAUAAUGAUAAUGGUAUUGUAUACUGUCAACAACAGCAACAACAUCAGAAUGAAAUUCCGCCGCUAGACCACGCUGACUACACGCAUUUGCCGGGAAAUAAAUUAACAAGAGGAAAUCAGGAAAGUUUGACUCCUCAUUCGUUAGACUCAUUUGUCGAGGGUGAAACUACUGUUAUGGAAGUUCAAGACGGGCAUGAACUUAAUCCAACUCUUGAGCUUAAUCCACAAUCUUACAAAUAUAGAAAUGAUAGCAGACAGCAGGAGUUUCACCGCUACCAUCACAAUCACAAUCACAAUCAUAAUCACAAUCAUAAUCCCCAGUUUCAGCAGCUACAGUUCCUUCACCACCAUCAACACCGCCAGCAUCUAGAGCACCAAAACUUGCUGGAGCAAAGACAGUUGGGGAGCAUGAGCCGUAAUGCAGUAGUUAGCAGUAAUAGUAAUGGGGAAACAUAUUUAUUACCGGCAACUGUUACCAGUCAGAAAGUUAUAAACUUUAACAAUGUCGGGGAAGUUGGGGCAACUCCGACACCCCCGGCUCUUUAUCGUCACUUGUACGAUUUAAAUUGCCGCUCGGAUCCCAAUGGAUCCAAUGGAUCCAAUGGUAUUGCUGUUGUUGACUAUCAUCAUCAUUAUCACCACCACAAUCCUAAUUCCGCUAAUAAAACGUUGUUUGUUGUUGGUAAUAGCAAUAAUCAGUUCGGUUGUGACGAUCAGUCUGAGGACGAUAGCGAUGACUCGUCUGACGACGAUUGUAUUUGGCAGAUCUAUACGCCAGAGACGUUGAAGCAAACCGAGGGUGUGGUGAGCACAGUGAGGUGUGAGGGCAGAGAGCAUACCCUCGGUCAGGGAAUCAAACGAAAGCUGGACUCCAUCCAUUCUAUGCACUCGACUCUGCAUGAAGACCAGGAUGUAUCGGAGUCUGAGGGAGAUAAAGGAAACUGGGAAGUGAAAGUCGGCGAACUUGUGUGGGGUGCGGCGCUGGGGAGUCCGGCGUGGCCGGGUAAAGUCGAGUCUUUUGGACCACCAGGAAGUUUUACCGUGAGUGUGAGGUGGUACGGGGCCGGUGAGACCUUAACCCAGGUCGAAAUCAAGAACCUCAAAUCCCUAUCUGACGGCCUAGAAGCACAUCACCGAGCACGAAAACGUUUUAGAAAAAGUCGUAAAUUGAAUAUGCAGCUGGAGAACGCCAUUCAAGAGGCCAUGGCCGAGCUGGACAAUUUGAGCGACCCGGACACUCCAAAUAAAAUCCGGAAACAAUUUGUACAGAGCACGCGAUCAUCAAAGACUUCACUUUCAAGCACGAGCCACGGGAAGAACCGAAACUCGGAUAGUAAAAAAAGUAAAAAACUGUCUAGUUCCCAACAGAAAAUAGUGCCGAAGUGUCGAUGA